Solanum stenotomum is the source of this 1330-nucleotide messenger RNA. RefSeq lists its product as uncharacterized. The coding region runs from base 488 to 1135 and encodes 215 amino acids. NCBI's taxonomy places the organism in Eukaryota, Viridiplantae, Streptophyta, Magnoliopsida, Solanales, Solanaceae. The record is from RefSeq and is a predicted model, not a curated record. The transcript has 4 exons.
CACACACAACUUUUCUCUCCAAACACUCCUCUUCUCGAAUUUCCGCUUCAUUUCUCUCAAUUAACUCAACUUUUCUUAGGGAUUCUUCAAAUUGUCACUCUCAAAUCUGUUAAAUCGCUUCUCAUUUCACAAAAUGUGAACUCUAUUUAGAUUGAAGUGCUCUGAAGUUUUAAGGCAAAAGGAUCUCAAAAAUCUACAGAAAUCAGAAGUUGCUAGAAGGUUUUAAGAAGAAAGGUUCGAAGUUUGAUAAUCACUACAAGAUUUUGAUGUUUUCAAAGUUUUGAAGUUGUUCAAAGGCUUGUAAGGUCAUUUUUCGAUCAAUCUUGGCCGGAUUGUGGUCUACAUCUUUCUAGCAAACUUUGAUAUUUGUGUGUUCUUUGAUUUUCAACAUUAGAUAUUUGUACUAGCUUCACAAGGACAUGCAACUGAUGAUCUCAUAAGCUUAGUUGUAGGUCCAGAACCAUUGGUGCAUCGAUAUUCAAUAUUUAUGGUGAAUGAAUUUAGGUUCCAAACAAAAGAGCUUGUGAGAAAAACACAGAACAGUGGAGUUCUUGUGAGAGGAGAUGAUUCAGACUCUAAUAAGGAGUAUUAUGGUGUAUUAGAGGAUAUUUACAAGUUACGCUACGUUGGAAAUAGAAAAGUUCAUCUAUUCAAGUGUCACUGGUGGGAUGUGGCUCUCCUAGGAAGAGGAUAUAAGAUUGACAAAUAUGAUUUUACAAGUGUGAAUACUCAUUGUGCCUUAAAUACAAAUGAGUCAUUUGUGUUGGCAUCUCAGUCUGAUCAAGUUUUCUAUUUGAAAGACAUGGUUGACAAAGAUUGGCUCGUUGUUGUAAAGACAAAUCCUCGAGAUUUUUUUAAUAUGCCUGAAGUUGAAGAAGCAGUAAUGAAUGAAGAAGCUUAUCAACAAGAGGAAGUGGAAUGUAAUAUUUUAUGUCCCAAUGACCAUGAACCUGAUAUUCAUGUGUCUUUAUACAGGAAUGAUGUUGAAUCACAAACUGUUUUGCAUACCAAUGAUCAAGAAAAUGAGGAAGAUAAUUUCAUUAAUGACAAUCAGACAGAUGUAUCUGGGAGUGAAGAAACCGAAGAAGAGCUACUAGAUGAUGAUGAUGGAGAAGACAGUGAUGAAUACUUUUGAUGAUUGAGAAACAAAGACUACUGAAAUAGAUGUUUAACUCUUGUUUUGAUAAGUUCUCUAUAUUUUGUUCUUAUUGGGCUGACAUGAAAUUAAUUCAUGACAUUUGUAGCUUUAACUUUGUAAAUAGAAUCAGCGUUUUAAGUAGAAUCAAUGAUUUACAUUUCCAUCAAUGAAACAAUAGUACUUGUUAGUAAA